Molecule: messenger RNA, 1371 nt
Organism: Colletotrichum gloeosporioides
Lineage: Eukaryota; Fungi; Ascomycota; Sordariomycetes; Glomerellales; Glomerellaceae
Exons: 3
Coding region: 1-1371 (456 amino acids)
Cellular component (GO): plasma membrane
Source: RefSeq, a predicted model, not a curated record
AUGGCCACCGUUUUGUCAGGCGCCGCCUUCGGUGCCGCUCUGGUGGGAGCGGGCGUAUAUCAGCCCUCCGUCAUUAUUGCUCAGCUCAAGCUGGAGAACUGGCACAUGAUCCAAGCGUUCCUCGCGGCGGCCGCCAGUAGCACACUUAUCGUCGUCACUCUGGACAAGCUCGGCUACGUCCGCCCUAAGCCCCGCAGCCCCUCUCGUCUGGGUCUCUUCUCCGAGUACGACGGCAACAUCCUCGGUGGCUCAAUCCUCGGCGCCGGCAUGGCCCUCUCCGGCUCCUGCCCGGGCACCGUUCUGGCCCAGAUCGCGGUGGGCACGCAGUCUGGCAUCUACGUUCUUGCUGGCGCCGUCUCGGCGGGCAUCGCAUGGACCGGCUUUCUCCAAAAGGCCGUUACGUCCAACGCCGUCAAAGCCGCCCCGGAGAACCCGAAGCUCACCGUCUAUGAGCGCGCUGGUAUUAGCAGGGCAGCUUCCUUCAUCGGCAUCGAGGCCGUGUUCGCCGGCGUCAUCUAUGCUACGAUGAAGUACACCCCGGCUAGCCCCUAUGCCGUCGUUGCGCCCACCAUUGGCGGCCUCUUCAUCGGUCUCGCCCAACUCUUCUCCCUGUUGACACGCAAGUCCAUGCUGGGCGUGUCAACAUCCUACGACGAGAUUGGCAGAUACUUCUGGUGGGUUGUCCAGGGCGGCGGUGAGAAGGGCAAGCCGUCUUCGUACAGCAAUAUUCUCUUCUCCGCCGGCCUGGCCGCGGGUGCCUGGGCCCUCGCGAAUGCGUACCCGUCGUUUGCGCUCGGCGCCGCGGAUACGGCCGUGUCGCCGGAGCUCGCUGCAGCAGGCGGGUUCCUGAUUGGUCUCGGGUCCAGAAUAGCGGGAGGCUGCACAUCCGGUCAUGGUCUCAGUGGCGUUUCCAUCUUUUCUACAGCCAGUUUUGUCACCAUCAUGUACAUGCUCCUUCCAGUCUGUUCACAUUGGCUCAAUUCAAGCUGCCGACUCCUUCUUAGCCGUGACCUCAAUCUCAAUUCUCAUGGCCUCCUCCAUCAGACCGGCUUGAAUCAUGGUGGCAGCCGGGCGCACAUCGCCGAACCACUUCUGCAGAACAGGCCAAGUCAUCUGAAAGUCGUUGCGGUCGGGCAAGAUAUAAUGUACGCGGACAACGUCCUUCAUCUCCGCGCCGGCCGCAGCGAGAGCGGCAGCGAUGUUCUCCAUUGUUUGCUCGGUUUGCUCGACGAUAUUGGGCGAGAUGACGCCGGUCUCAUAGUUGUACCUGUCUCAUUGUCAAGUUCCCUGCCGCAAAUUCUCAAACGGGCAACGUACCCCGUUGUUCCGGACACAAAGAUGAGGUCGCCCGACACCACGGCGCGGGAGUAG